AGCGAUGCCCUGAUUGGCCACAGCUUUGCGGGGGGUCCACUUUCGAUUCCCAGCUUGUCAACAUCCACACGCCGCAGAGUUUCAUCCACAAAGGCUCACAACAGCGCCUACGGACCAUUGACAUAACUUCUGCUGCGUCCUGUCAAGAUGAGUUUCGUAUCCACGAUACUAAACGCCGUUGGCCUCAUCUUCCUCACACACGCUGUCUACUCUGCCCACGAGCACACUGCGCUCAGCAGCACAUCGCAAAGCAGCGCCUCCGGAACGCCCGCAAAUCCUGCCUCGUCUCUCCCUCUAGAUAUCGUCAUCGAGCUGCUGGUAGCCGUCGUGGUGCUCUCGAUCGGAAUUGUGCUGUCGAGCACGCCGCUCAAGCCGAUACAAUGGAAUAAAUGGGCAGGAGCGAUUGAGAAGAAUGGGAGGAAAGAGAAUCCUUAUAGGAUACUGGAGGAGCGGGUAGGGUUCUGGGACGUUAGGAGCUAAGAGAAAAGAGUUUGCGGACUGGGUGAGACAGGGUGGGCAGUGAGUCUCAUGGAUGGAUGGGAUAUGUUGCUAAAUGUAAGCAUAUUACAGUCUAAUGAGUAAUGAGCACUCAAGCUAACACGA
Molecule: messenger RNA, 603 nt
Organism: Pseudovirgaria hyperparasitica
Lineage: Eukaryota; Fungi; Ascomycota; Dothideomycetes; Acrospermales; Acrospermaceae
Exons: 3
Coding region: 148-480 (110 amino acids)
Biological process (GO): protein folding in endoplasmic reticulum
Cellular component (GO): EMC complex
Source: RefSeq, a predicted model, not a curated record